UUUGUCAUUGUUUGUUUGUCUAUAUGUGUCUAAUAUUAUUCAUCAUAGUAAUAGUAGAACUUAACCCCUGUCACUCACUUUCACUUUCAGUCUGGUCUUCAUUAUUCGUUCACUUUCAAUUUCACUUUAUUUUUCUAUAUCCGUUAACCUUAACCUUUCACUCGUGCACGAGGAAUCCGCGCACUCGUAUAUUAGAUUUUGGACAUCACAGACGUGUUUUGUUUAUGUCUUAUAAUUAUACUUUGCGUGGCUAUUUCUUCAGCACGCCUGGGUUUUGAACCCUCGUACUCCGAGUAUCGCGACAUUUGGUGGCCAGUGUGGUCUCGGGCUUGUAUUGCUGUUGGGCUUCGCAACGUAUAUAUCUGCAGUUUUGGGCUUGGCGGUCUGUGUCGAACGUCGUGAGGGCGAAUCUUCACCAGCCAAUCGCUGUGGCGGGAUCCAUCAUCACGUGAUCUGCCAUGUGACACCGCUCUGUAAAGCAUUCUACCGGAAGUGGUAUUUGUAAACAUUCAAAGCCGACAUGGCUUUAAUAUUUUCACAGUUACAAGUGAAUUAAAACAUUGUCAUGGACUACCAUUGCUGGUAUUGUGAUCUAUUUAUCACUGUCGUGCGGUUCCUUGCGUUUCACGAUCAUGGUUUCACAGUCUUCAUAACAGCAUCUUAAUAGUAACAGGCUUUUGCAUUUAACAAAUACUGGAAUGAACAGUUCAGCUGCUACUUCUGUCCCAGUUUCUUCAGUUAAGGUGCCUAAACUUCCAGAGUUUUCAGGUGAGGCAGUUGUUGGUGGUGUUGAGUUUGAUGUGUGGAAGUAUGACCUGAAGUGUCUACUUAGAAGUCAGGUUUACCCUGCCCACACUAUACUUGAGGCAAUUAGACGGAGUUUGAAGGGCAAGGCUAGAUUGGUGCUGUUGCAUUUGGGUGAGUUAGCUACAGUUGGUGAUAUUUUGAGUGAGUUGGAAGGCAUUUAUGGUAAUGUGCACUCUACGGAGAAGUUGAAGGAGCAGUUUUACAGUGCCAAGCAGGAGGUAAAUGAGAGUGUUGCUGAUUAUAGUCUUCGUUUGGAGCAGCUUCUCAGUACUUCCAAUUUACAGCUUGAUCCUCAUAGCAAGAAUGACAUGCUUCGUAAUCGUCUGUGGUCUGGUCUUCGUAGUCCAGAAUUACGUAAUGUGUCACGUUACAAAUUUGAAAGUGUUUCUGAUUUCAAUACUCUACGGAAAGAGUUGCGGGUCAUUGAACAGGAAUUGGGUUCAGUUGUUUCUGUUAAGCCGGUUGGGAACAAGCAGCCUACUGAGACUGUAGGUCAACAUAUGAGUGUUGUUGAACAUAAGAUGCUUCAGCAGUUACAGGAGCUGAGCACGCAGAUGAAGCAGCUUAGUACCAGGAUGGGGAAGCUGGAGGAGAUGUCUAGUAAGCCAGGACAAGGUAGAGGUGGUCCUAAGUCAGGUUCAUACUCUGGUAACUCUAGUAAUAGUAAACCGGGUGAUUUAAACAAGAAGGGGCCCCAAUCAAACGGGAGCCAGUAGGUGGCCCUUCUUGUCGUGUGACGGCUCCCCUUGUAGGUCAAUCUAGUGAAACAAAGAUUCUGGUAAAUGGUGUCUCUUGUAAUGCUUUGUUGGAUACUGGUUCCAUGGUAACCACUAUAGGUGAGAAGUUGUUUAACUCACUUGAACCUCAUCCAGCGUUGCAGAGUUUGUCCGAUUUCACACUCAACAUUACAGGUGCUGCUGGUGCGAAGGUGCCAUAUUUGGGUUACGGGUUGUUGGAUAUUGAUAUUCCAUCAUCUGCUAUAGAAUCUGUGACUGUUCCAGUGUUGGUUGUGCCAGACACUCAGUACUCUUGCUGUACCCCUGUUGUUGUUGGUACCAACGUUAUAAGUUAUGUUAAGUC
Molecule: messenger RNA, 1887 nt
Organism: Mya arenaria
Lineage: Eukaryota; Metazoa; Mollusca; Bivalvia; Myida; Myidae
Exons: 4
Coding region: 699-1523 (274 amino acids)
Source: RefSeq, a predicted model, not a curated record